Messenger RNA from Cervus elaphus (red deer), 624 nucleotides. It is a transcript of the gene AANAT, whose product is annotated as aralkylamine N-acetyltransferase. The record is from RefSeq and is a predicted model, not a curated record. Gene Ontology annotation, cellular component: cytoplasm. Gene Ontology annotation, biological process: response to light stimulus; circadian rhythm; melatonin biosynthetic process. The transcript is spliced from 3 exons. NCBI's taxonomy places the organism in Eukaryota, Metazoa, Chordata, Mammalia, Artiodactyla, Cervidae. The coding region runs from base 1 to 624 and encodes 207 amino acids. Gene Ontology annotation, molecular function: aralkylamine N-acetyltransferase activity.
AUGUCCACGCUGAGCAUCCACUGCCUGAAGCCCUCGGCUCUGCACCCACCGUCUGGCAUCCCAGGGUCCCCAGGCUGCCAGCGGCGCCACACACUCCCCGCCAACGAGUUUCGCUGCCUCACCCCAGAGGACGCUGCCGGCGUGUUUGAGAUUGAGCGAGAGGCCUUCGUCUCUGUCUCCGGCAACUGCCCCCUGAAUCUGGGUGAGGUCCGGCACUUCCUGACCCUGUGUCCCGAGCUGUCCCUGGGCUGGUUCGUGGAGGGCCGCCUCGUGGCCUUCAUCAUCGGCUCCCUGUGGGACGAGGAGAGACUUACUCAGGAGUCGCUGACGCUGCACAGGCCCGGGGGGCGCACCGCCCACCUGCACGUGCUGGCCGUGCACCGCACCUUCCGGCGGCAGGGCAAGGGCUCCGUCCUGCUCUGGCGCUACCUGCACCACGUGGGCGGCCAGCCGGCCGUGCGCCGGGCCGUGCUCAUGUGCGAGGACGCGCUGGUGCCCUUCUACCAGAGGUUUGGCUUCCAUCCCGCGGGCCCAUGUGCCAUCGUCGUGGGCUCGCUGACCUUCACGGAGAUGCACUGCUCCCUGCGGGGCCACACCGCCCUGCGCCGGAACAGUGACCCCUGA